Candidozyma auris is the source of this 1659-nucleotide messenger RNA. RefSeq names its product uroporphyrinogen-III C-methyltransferase (gene MET1). The transcript has a single exon. Gene Ontology annotation, molecular function: uroporphyrin-III C-methyltransferase activity. NCBI's taxonomy places the organism in Eukaryota, Fungi, Ascomycota, Pichiomycetes, Serinales, Metschnikowiaceae. Bases 1 to 1659 code for a protein of 552 amino acids. Gene Ontology annotation, biological process: sulfate assimilation; siroheme biosynthetic process. The record is from RefSeq and is a predicted model, not a curated record.
AUGACCCUUUUAGCGUCUUUCCACUGCAAAGACGAACACCACGUGGUCAUAGGUGCUCUUGCGCCCGUGGCCCUGCUUCGAGCGAAAGCCAUCAUCGCCGCUGGCGCUUUCCCCAUACUUAUUGAUAACGCACCCCUCGAUGAGCUCUCCAAAACCCUUCAGGGACUUAUAGAAGAAGGAAAAGUUGAAUAUCACAAUGAAGAGUACUCAAAAAGACUUCUAACCAGCUUGGGAAGAAGUGAAGUGGACCUGGUCGUGGACAAGGUGUUUGUCACGUUGUACCAGAGUGAGCAGGAGCUCAAGGAGCAGAUUUCCGCUGACUGCAAAAGGCUAAGAAUCCCAGUUAACGUUUCUGACUCUCCUGAGCUCUGCAGCUUUACUCUUUUGUCGACACACAGCUCUGGAAGUUUCCACUUUGGGGUGACAACCUCAGGAAAAGGAUGCAAAUUGGCCCUGAGAAUCAAGCGAGAACUCGUGGGUGCUCUUCCAGGAAACAUUGAUCAAAUAUGUGAUAGGGUAGGUGAGUUGAGGCGUCAGAUUCAGCAGGAGGACGCCUUGGAAGAGGUGGGCGGCCACGAUGACGAUGCCAUCACCACAUCCAACCUUAACUCGCUUGUGAAGGAAUUCAACAUGACCAAACAGCAGCAGAUCACUCAGAGAUCCCGCUGGCUUUCUCAAAUUGUGGAGUAUUACCCUCUUCUGAGACUUGCAGAGAUUUCAAUCGAGGACUUGAAGGAGCAGUAUAGACUUGACAAAGAAGAAGGUUUCAAGAAAAAGCAGAAACUACAACGGAAAGGAACAAUUAGUCUUGUUGGGUCCGGUCCCGGAUCUGUACUGAUGCUUACGCUUGGGGCGUUGCAGGAGAUCCAUUCCGCAGACUUGAUUCUAGCAGACAAGCUUGUACCGCAGCAGGUGCUCGACCUCAUCCCCAAGAAGAGCACCAGAUUAUUUAUUGCAAGAAAAUUCCCGGGAAACGCAGAGCGUGCACAACAGGAGCUUCUUGAGAUUGGCCUUGAAGCGCUUCAAAAUGGCGAAAAGGUGGUUCGUUUGAAGCAAGGCGACCCCUAUAUCUUUGGCAGAGGCGGCGAGGAGUUCAACUUCUUUACAAAACACGGAUACCCUCCUCUCGUGUUGCCCGGGAUCACAUCUGCGCUAGCAGCACCGGUGUUUUCUAACAUUCCAGCCACUCACCGUGAAGUGGCCGACCAAGUUUUGAUCUGUACUGGCACAGGGAGACGCGGGGCGUUACCCAACUUGCCAGACUUUGUUGAAUCCCGAACAACAGUUUUUCUUAUGGCAUUGCACAGAAUUGUGGACCUCAUACCGCACUUGAUCAGCGAGAAGAACUGGAGACCCAAUUUGCCAGUGGCCAUUGUCGAACGGGCGUCUUGCCCUGAUCAGAGAGUGAUCAGAACGACGUUAGAGAAAGCUGCAACAGCCGUGGAGGCGCUUGGGUCGAGGCCACCGGGAUUGUUCAUUGCUGGAAACGCUUGCAACGUUUUGCAAGAGAAGGGAGACGAAGAUUGGGUAGUGGAGGAAGGCCACCAGGAACCAAAGUUGGAAGGUAUCUUGCAGCAGUUGGGACAUCAAGUCGAACAAGAAAGGGCCCAGUCGGCUAACCUUGAAGCGUGCCCUCAAGUUUCUGUUACCGCCAAGUGA